Kazachstania africana CBS 2517 is the source of this 1239-nucleotide messenger RNA. It is a transcript of the gene ZRC1, whose product is annotated as Zn(2+) transporter ZRC1. Gene Ontology annotation, biological process: intracellular zinc ion homeostasis; zinc ion transmembrane transport. The record is from RefSeq and is a predicted model, not a curated record. The transcript has a single exon. The coding region runs from base 1 to 1239 and encodes 412 amino acids. Gene Ontology annotation, cellular component: fungal-type vacuole membrane. NCBI's taxonomy places the organism in Eukaryota, Fungi, Ascomycota, Saccharomycetes, Saccharomycetales, Saccharomycetaceae. Gene Ontology annotation, molecular function: zinc ion transmembrane transporter activity.
AUGAAUAAGGGGAAAGAGCUGAGGAUAAUAUCGUUGCUUUGUUUAGAUAGUGCAUUUUUCCUUAUAGAAUUGAGUAUUGGUUAUAUGUCACAUUCUUUGGCAUUAAUAGCCGACUCUUUUCAUAUGUUAAAUGAUAUUUUAUCUCUAGUUGUCGCAUUGUGGGCAGUUAACGUGGCAAAGGAGCGUACAGCGGAUGCUAAAUACACCUAUGGGUGGAAAAGGGCAGAAAUUCUAGGUGCAUUGAUCAAUGCUGUUUUUUUAUUGGCUUUAUGCUUCUCGAUCAUAAUUCAGGCAAUACAAAGGUUGGUUGAGCCUGAAAUUAUACAAAAUCCAAAGUUAGUAAUGUACGUUGGUUUUGCGGGGCUACUUUCAAAUGUUAUCGGGAUAUUUCUAUUCAAUGACCAUGGUCCAGAAUUAGAAAACAACCAAGAUCAUGCCAGAAAUGCAGAUUUGGAGGAUUCGCCCAUUGAAGAUGGUGAAUCUGCGAUCGAAGAUGGUACGACGGUAGCGUCAGCCAUUGAUAAUCAACAGGAGGUGGCUGCUCUUACAGAUACUACAAUUAACAUGUUAUCCGAAGAAGAAACAAGUUUGCUGUCACAGCUCCAUAAGACACCUCAGAAACCAAAAAGACAAAAGUCUUUGAAUAUGCAUGGCGUUUUCUUACAUGUUAUGGGAGAUGCUUUAGGCAAUAUAGGUGUUAUAGUGGCCGCAUUAAUCAUGUGGAAAACAGAACUAUCCUGGAAAUACUAUACAGAUCCUCUAAUUUCACUUUUCAUUACUGUUAUUAUUUUUUCUUCAGCUUUGCCUUUAUCUCGUAAGGCCUCAAAAAUUCUACUACAGGCAACUCCUUCUGAUAUAUCGGCUGAAAAGAUCAGGAAACAGAUUUUACAGGUUCCAGGCGUUAUUACAGUUCAUGAAUUUCACAUUUGGAAUCUAACAGAAACUAUCAAUAUCGCCUCCAUUCACGUGAACAUUGAUGCGACGUCAGAAGACUAUCUCGAAUCAGCAAAAUUAAUACGAGACAUUUUCCACAAAAACGGUAUACAUUCAGCUACAGUGCAGCCUGAGUUUGUUGGAAAUGGGGCAAAUGCUUACACAAGAAGAAGGUUUUCAGAAAUUGCAGGAGGGCCCGUCACGACAGGCACUCUACAAACCUCAUAUGGAUCCACAACUUCCGAAACAGGAUGCCUAAUUGAUGAUGCUGUAAACUGCUGUUCUGAUAAAUGCUUACCAAAAUAG